Molecule: messenger RNA, 1172 nt
Organism: Gracilinanus agilis (Agile Gracile Mouse Opossum)
Lineage: Eukaryota; Metazoa; Chordata; Mammalia; Didelphimorphia; Didelphidae
Product: protein patched homolog 1-like
Exons: 5
Coding region: 1-828 (275 amino acids)
Biological process (GO): smoothened signaling pathway
Cellular component (GO): plasma membrane
Molecular function (GO): smoothened binding; hedgehog receptor activity; hedgehog family protein binding
Source: RefSeq, a predicted model, not a curated record
AUGACCGUGGAGUUAUUUGGGAUCAUGGGCUUCCUGGGCAUCAAACUCAGUGCCAUCCCCGUGGUGAUCCUCGUGGCCUCCGUGGGCAUUGGUGUGGAGUUCACGGCUCACGUGGCUCUGGGCUUUCUGACAGCCACAGGCAGCCGGGAUGUGCGCUCAGCCCAGGCCUUGGAGCACAUGUUUGCCCCCGUCAUGGAUGGGGCCGUAUCCACGCUACUGGGCCUGCUCAUGCUGGCCGGCUCCGACUUUGACUUCAUCGUCAGGUACUUCUUUGUGGUGCUGACCGUUCUGACAGGCCUGGGGCUACUUCAUGGACUCGUCCUGCUCCCCGUGCUUCUGUCCAUCCUGGGACCCCCGCCCCAGGUGUCUGUGCCCAAAGGAGGCAGCCGCCGGCCCUGCCCAGACCCAGUGUCACUGCCUCUCGGUCCUGCUCACUUCUUCCUGGGCCCGAGCCCAGCCUUCAGGGCACCCGAGACAGGAGCAGGGGAUGCAUCGAGCACCUUCAUCCUGCCCCCAGCCCACUCCCAUAUCUUGGUGGAGGCCAGCAAGGACCCCAGCUUCCCUACCAUCACGGUGGUACAGACCUACAAGGACAGCCCUCCCGGCCCUGGCCUCCCCUCCCUCACGGCCUCCGGGGGAACGGAGGCCCGCUGGGGCCCUCAUGCGAGCCCUGCUGCCUUCACCACUCUGACAGCCUCAGUCACAGUGGCCCUCCACCCACCCCCACUGCCAGGCAGCUACGUCCAGGAGGUCUCUGAGGAACCCAGGCAUCCCAUGGCCAGCUAUGCCUCUGGGCCGGAGCCCAAAGGCCCUGGCUCCCGCUGCUAGGAAGGUCCUGGCAGCAUCUAUGCAAAGCAGCUCCAUUGUUCCUCCAAGGGAGGAGUGAGUGUGUGUGUGUGAGAGAGAGAGUGUGUGAGAGAGAGGGUGUCCCUGAGCACUCAGCUGGCCCCUCCACAGCCGCCCCGGGGGCUUCAGGGAGACCUGUGCUGGGGGCCCAUCCUUUCCUCUGAAGGGUGGGGGGCUCCGUCUGUCCAUCUGUCUGUCUGUGUCCGUGCCUGCCCCUUUCCUGCCCCAGAAGUUAUUUAUAUGAAGAGGUUUAUUUUUGUAAAGCUGAUGGUUCAGCUGUAAAUCUUAUUUUUAAAGAGUAAAUAUAUACAUAUCUAUUCUCUCUA